Molecule: messenger RNA, 423 nt
Organism: Myotis myotis
Lineage: Eukaryota; Metazoa; Chordata; Mammalia; Chiroptera; Vespertilionidae
Gene: CSTL1
Product: cystatin like 1
Exons: 3
Coding region: 1-423 (140 amino acids)
Molecular function (GO): cysteine-type endopeptidase inhibitor activity
Source: RefSeq, a predicted model, not a curated record
AUGGGAGCUGAAUGCUGGAGAAACCUUCUGUUGUUGUUGGCUGCUCUGGUCCUGACGGCCAAAUUGGGUCACUUUCAAAGGUGGGGAGGCUUCCAGGAGAAGUCCACAAGCAAGAAAAACAUGAAUUCAACACUCAGAUUCUUCAUUGAAAACUACAACAAUGUGAGCAAUGACACCUACUUAUUUCGAGUAGACAAAGUACUUCAAAGUUAUGUGCAGCUGACGACAGGAGUGGAGUAUCUGGCCACCGUAAAGAUCAGCCGGACGAAGUGCAAAAAGAACAGCACAAAAAGUCAUUCAUGCCCCCGACAAAGCGAGAAGAAGAUGAAGAAGAGCUUCAUCUGCGAUUUUUUGAUAUACACUGUGCCCUGGAUCAACUAUUAUGAGCUUUGGAACAACUCCUGUCUGGAGGCCCACUUGUAA